This is a messenger RNA of Acanthosepion pharaonis, 537 nucleotides long. The record is from the annotation of a GenBank genome assembly. NCBI's taxonomy places the organism in Eukaryota, Metazoa, Mollusca, Cephalopoda, Sepiida, Sepiidae.
AUGUUGAUACAACAACAUGGCGUGGGGUCUUGGGGAUAUUUUGUUGCUGCUGUUGUUCGUGAAUCAAACUCAGGCCACCCGUUUUGCUUGAAUGUGAUUGCCAACCAUCUGUCGCUGUCAUGGCAGGGGGUUAGAGGUUGGAAAUCCGUUUUGUUACAUUUUGCUUUCAUCCGGUCAAAGUUUUUCCUGUCUUCCUUUCAUUUUCUUUCUUUCUUUCUUUCUUUCUUUCUUUCUUUCUUUCUUUCUUUCUUUCUUUCUUUUUUCCGAUGCAGUCUUACCAUCUGUCAUUGUCGGGAGAGGUUGAGGGAGACAAAAACUGAUGCCGUGAACAGUGAACCCCCAGAAUUCGUAAGGUGCGAGCGUGUUGUCCGAUGGGAAAAAGCUAGACGUGUGAAAUUAUUCCGUUUCUCUCUUCACCCACCCACUUACUUCGCAUCCAUUUUAGGAGCCUACGUAAAUGGAUAUCUAUCUAUCUAUCUAUCUAUCUAUCUAUCUAUCUAUCUAUCUAUCUAUCUUCCAUGUUCAAAUCAAUAUUAG